This is a messenger RNA of Paramecium tetraurelia, 2355 nucleotides long. RefSeq lists its product as uncharacterized. The transcript is spliced from 5 exons. The record is from RefSeq and is a predicted model, not a curated record. Lineage: Eukaryota; Ciliophora; Oligohymenophorea; Peniculida; Parameciidae. Gene Ontology annotation, molecular function: protein binding; piRNA binding. Gene Ontology annotation, biological process: regulatory ncRNA-mediated gene silencing. Gene Ontology annotation, cellular component: P granule.
AUGUUCCAAAAUAUUUAACUUAAAGCAAACUUCCAUGAGAUGAGAUUGAACCCAUCCAGACCAGUUUAUCAAUACAAAUUAGAAAUUACAGAUUCCUCACCUGAGAAAGUAAGUGAGGCACUAAAGAAAUUUAGACCUUAACUCUAGACUUAAUUGAUCUUAUUUAUGAGCUUGAACUAAAACAUUUAUUCCCCAAAGCUUAUCUAAGAAGCUGAUAAUGGAUUAGUUUUAGGUUCGUUGAGUGGAAAUGAGACAAAUCAAGAUACAGCAACUCUCAAACUAGUAGGGAAGAUUGAGAACAAAGCUGACUUAAAUAUCAUUAUCUCAAGACUUUUCAAAUAAGUCAUCAGAAGCUAAAUGCAAAUGGUUUCAGUUGGUAACAAAGGAUAGAAACUAUUUUGGUCAAGCAGAGCAUAGCAAUUUAAAGAUUAGAAUUUAGAAAUUUGGCCAGGUGUAGAAUGUAUUUUUAGACCAGGAGAAGGUGGAGCUUAAAAUCCAACUUUAGUCAUCGAUUGCGCAUUCAAAAUGCUUAGAUAUAGAUCUGCCUUAGAAGAAUUGAAUUAAACUAGAAAUCCAGCUUGUAUUCAAGAUUAAAUUGUGAUGACUACUUACAAUAAGAAGUUCUAUAAGGUUGAGGCUGUUGAUGUUAAUCUUAAACCAGCAAGCACAUUUACUAAUGAAAAAGGAGAAACUAUUUCAUUUGCUUAAUAUUAUGAAUAAAGAUAUAAAGUGAAAGUUGAUGGAAAUUAACCAUUAAUCAGAGCAACUGUGAGGAGCAAAUAAGAUAAAACAGAAAAAACAAUUCAUUUAAUCCCUUAAUUAUGUUAGUUAACAGGUUUAACUGAUGCAAUAAGAAAUGAUUUCAAUGCCAUGAAGAAUUUAGCUGAGCUGACUAAAGAAAUGAAGAUGGCUUAAGAAUUUGCUAAUUAGUUAGCCAGCACUGAAAUUGUUAACAAAGGAUCAGGAACUAAGAGAUAAAUCUUCAAAGAGUGGGGAGUAGAAAUUAAUCCUGGAAGUAUGGAUGUACCUGCUAGAAGAAUCCACCCAGGAAAUAUGUUAAUGGGAAAUGGGUUAAAAUUAGAUCUAUCAAGUCCUUAAACAAAUCUAGAUAGAUAAACUUAAACUUAAAUGUUUUCAACUCCUCCUUAAUAACUUAUUUUGGGAAUCAUCUACAAUAAAAAAACUGGACAAUAAACUAUGGAUUCUUUGAUGUAAAACUUUUAAGCCGCUUGUAAUGACUUUAAGUUUUAAGCAUUCAUGGCUCCAAAGGUUUUCCCUAUUGAAUAGGAUAGAGAUGAGGAUUUAGAAAGGGUUCUUGAUGGCUUUUAAAAGUAAGCUGAAGCUAAUAAAGCCAAAGUUGGAUUCUUAUUAUUCCUUCUACCUGGGUAAAAAAAAAAGGCAAGAUUGUAUAAAACAGCUAAGAAGAUUUCAAUGCAAAAGUUUGGUUGUGCAUCUUAAGUGGUUGUUGAGAAAACUCUUGCCAAAAAUACAAGGUCGAUUGUUAAUAAAAUAUUAAUUCAGCUAAAUGCUAAAGUUGGAGGUACUCCUUGGGCAAUUGAUAGUUUGCCAACUACUUUUUAAAAUCAACCUACUAUGAUUUGCGGAACCGAUUGCUUUGUUAAAAGCGGAAGAAAAAACUAAUUAGCUUUCUGUAGCACUGUUGAUAGAAAUUUAAGUAGAUAUUAUUCUCAAGUUGUUACUUCUGGAGAAUUCAGUUAGCAUCUUUAACAAGUUUUCAAAGCAUCACUUUUGGCCUUCAAAGAAUAGAACGGAAUAUUUCCAAAGUUGAUUAUUAUAUAUAGAGAUGGGGUUGGAGAUGGAUAAUAAGCAGUUGUUCUUGCUAAUGAAUUACCAUAAUAUAAAUAAGCCUUGGAAGAACUACAAAUUACAGAUACUAAAAUUUCAUUGGUUGUAUGCAAUAAAAGAGUUUCAGCUAAAUUCUAUACUGGUGGAAAUGCUAGACCUGAUAAUCCUUAACCAGGAACAUGCGUUGAUAACCCUAAAGUAGUUGAAUAAUCAAAUCCUAACUUUUAUUUAAUUUCACAAGUAACUAGGUAAGGAACUGUAACUCCUUCCUUAUAUAAAAUAAUUCAUUCAGAUUAAGCAGGACUUGAUGACGACAUCAAAGUUUUGACAUUCAAAUUAUGCUGGCUCUUCUAUAAUUUUACAGGCUCUAUUAAAAUCCCUGCUCCUGUCAGAUAUGCUCAUUGUCUUUGCAACUUUAUUGGAGAUAACUAUGAUGACAGGGAUUAAGUAAAGUUCCUCCCCUUACCAGACCUUGUUAAAUAAAAAGUCCUAUUUUAUAUUUGAUUUAUCAGUUCAUAUCAAUAUACAUAAAGUAAAUCUAAAAAAUUA